This is a messenger RNA of Spirometra erinaceieuropaei, 9251 nucleotides long. The record is from the annotation of a GenBank genome assembly. NCBI's taxonomy places the organism in Eukaryota, Metazoa, Platyhelminthes, Cestoda, Diphyllobothriidea, Diphyllobothriidae.
AUGUACACGGAGGACCUGCACCCAAGUUUUUCGAUAUGGAUUUUGUUUGCAAGGUAGGCCUCAGUAGCGGUUUUUCUCAUGAGCUUUAAAACUUUUACGAAAAUCCCUGGUUUAGAGCGACUAGGUGUUAGACAGUAGAAGAGAAAGCCACAGUUUUCAUCUAAAGAGACUGUAGGAAAGUAAUCCCAGUUACACUAACAACGCAUGGUCUUCGGGUCUAUUAAUCUUCCAAGUUCAAUAAAACUUCAAAUAUUUGACGACAAUGGGCUUAUUUUCAAAAGUGAACCAUACAUAGCUGAUAAGUAAUGUCCCACACAGUGUCCUGCCCGUUGACAUGACCACAAACGCGUCAUGGGCUCUAUCACACAAGGUCGCAUCAUCAUAGACUGUACUUGUAAGGUAGUUUCUGACUACCGAAAUGUAAAAUGUGUCACUUUGUUGCCCUUCUUUUCAGACUGUCCCCCAGCCAAUUGACGAUGCGGGCGUGGAAGAACGUCAUUUAGAGAGGUCACGAAAGCGUAAACCAGACAAAAAACCGCUCUGUGGGAAGCAGAUAUGGCCCCUGGCGGAGACACAAGUGGUCACUGUUACCGCGAGGUCGCUGAGUUACGACGAGAUGAAGCGUGAUGAAGCAUGGAUAGCCCCGUAAACAAUUUAAAAAUGACUAUUUUGUUACUUUCUGCUCGCUUACUGCCACUGCUGAUCGCCACAGGAAAAGUUAGUACAGUAGGUGGGUUAACUCAUAAAAUGUCAACCAAAAUUCUGAAAUGCGUUUUCGUUUCGAAAACUAGUCGUAAAACUAGUCGGUCUGCAACAUAAUUCUAUAAUGUUUCAGCUACCUCAGGAUGCCGGAUUUCGAAUGAACUUCCUUCCGGCCGCAUGCAUAAACUACACUCUGUGAAAAUGACUACUUAAGUAACACGAACUUGUCUCAUUGAUUUUCGAUGCCCCUAAAAAUCCAAUUAUAUUUCAUGGAAAACAUGCAUAAAAUUAUUCAUUAUUUUGCCCAUUUGGUGGAUAAUUACGUCUCCUUCCAAUCUUCUACUCGAUGGAAGGGCAUAAUUCGGUUUUUAAAAACUCUUCCAAUUCCCGAAUAACUUUGAACCCGCUCUACCGUUACACUCGGAUCAAGGGUUUCGAGACUAGGAACAGUAUAUUUUCAACGUACAAAAAACCACACAUUUCUCUUAGGUAAUAAAGGGGACCAUAUAGGGUUCAUAAAAAUAAGCAGUGGAUUUGAUCCAUAUUGUUAACUUUACAAGCCACAUUGGUAAAUGCAGAGAUAUGACGAUUUAUGAACGACCCCUUCACAGUAUUUAAUAGUCCCACAACUAGAAACUUUUUUUAAAACCGAAUUAUAUCCCUCCUUCGAGUCUAAAAUGAGAAGAAGACGUAAUUAUCUACCGAAUGAGCAAAAGAACGAAUAUUUUAUGCACGUUUUCCAUGAAAUAUAAUUGGACUUUUAGGGGCAUCGAAAACCAAUGAGAAAGUGCAUGCUACAUAAGCAGUCAUUUUUAACAAAGUGUAGUUUAUGCAUGCAGCCGGAAUGAAGUUCAUUUGAAAGCCGGCAUCCUGAGGUAACUGAAAUAUUAUGGAAUUAUGUUGCAGACUGACUAUUUUUACGAGCCUACCUAAUUAAUCUUUUCGAAACGAAAAUGCAUUUGGGAAUUUCGAUUGACACUUCAUGAGUUAGUCCACCUACUGUAAGUUUUACGGUGUGAUUGUUAAGAUGCCGUAGACAUUCGGGUUGUUCUUUUCACUGCCCACACUGUCACGCUACCUUUACGUGGCAAACGUAUCCAUCACUAUCUGCUCUUCUUAUUACGUUGGUAACCACGUUGAUGCGCUUCAGUUCCCAUGCUCCAGAAGUACAGUGGAAGAUUCUGCUGCGUUUUCUUGACGUUAGUUUCUGACUCGAGUAAUUCACCGAAACGCUGCUGUCAAUGUCGUUGACUACUUUUUUGUCCAAAAGACGCGCUCUUCUGAGACAUGCAGACUGAUUUUGCGUUACGGCAUCUGCCUAAAGGCAUCAUUAUAAUGAAUCUUCAGAUAACCCUUGCCCAUUUUGGUGAAAGGCCUGCUUUUAUUAACCUGCCCCGUAAUUAGAUUUUAUUGAGGAUGACGUGACCCCCUAGUUCUACUCAAAAUGAAGAAGUGAUCAGUCAUCGUGAUCGUGGAUCACAGCAAUAAAAACCUUUUGCCCAAAACUCAGGUUAUGAUAACAUAUAAAGACAAGCGAUAUCGCAACUCGAGUAUUUGUCAUUGCCAUUGCAUAUGUACAAACUCUGCUACCUCAAUCGAUUUAUUGCAUUAUCGAGAGGGAUAUUUGAGGGGGGGUCUUCAUAUGUACCUGCUUAAACACGUGUGGUCGAACGGUUUCACCAUGAAAUACAGAAAAGUGGCAGGCAGGACACCAAGGUUUGCCUGUGGGAUUUCAAUAAAUUGUCAAUCAUAUAGUGCUUUAGUACUCUAAACCCCGAAAUUUGUAAAUACAGAUACUUCAGAUGGGAAACUGGAAUAGCAUUGACCGUUUUAUUUUCUCCAACUUUUUAAAUGCACUCUUUAAUUCGUAAUUAGACAGUAGCAAGUGUGAGGGUGUGCAGGCUUGAUAAUUACGAGAUUAAGCAAGGCAAGCGGUAUACUCAGAUCCCCGACUUUUUAAGGACCUCCCAUAUUAUUAAUGACCUUGACCUUGCCUUCGAUUUAUCGAAACAUUCAGGCCACCGCUGCCGCAUGAUGAUCAGCUGGUCACUAAACAGGAUCAUCAGAGGGACUUGGAGUGUUCCCCUGAGGUGUGCGGAAACGUCCUCAGCGAAAUGUUGGCCAGUCUGCUGGGCGAGAAGGACUUCUUAGCUACCCUGGCGUCGGCAGCAUUCUCGCCAGAGAAAAAUCCCGAUUGUCUGGAGACGGUGAUUGAUGACCCCGUUCCCUUCUGGCGGCAGAUUGGAGGGAACAGACAGGAACUAGACUUGUUCGGUGACAGUGAAGGUUGCAGGGAGCCACCAACUACCCCUGAGAAAGUGAAAGAGGAAGAAGUUCCAAGCGAACAGACUGCGGUCACUGAAGAGCUCAGUAAAUCACUCUCUGAAUACACACGGGCAGAUAUCAACCUAGAAGAUUCAGAGUGGCAGGACUUGAUGAGAAAAUUUAAAAGGUGAGCUUGUUUCGAAACCGCAACAAGGAAAAAUAACGGUUUCUCUUAACCCGUCUAUGAUAUAUGCUUUGUUUGGGAUUUUUAUAUUACGAAUAAGUGAUUCAAUUGUGUACAGUGAGUGACCGAUCUCAUGAAAUGUUGGCUGAAAUUCUGAAAUACGUUUCCGAUUGGGAAGGGUUACUUAGGCACGGUUGUAAUAAUAAUUAUCCUGCGACAUAAUCCUAUAUUAUGUCGGACUCGGCAGGAUGUCAGCUUUUGAAUGCACUGCAUUUUUAUCCCUUGUAGCAACUGUACUUGGAAAGAAAUGACUACCUAUGUAGCAUGCAUUUUUCGCAUUGAUUUUCAAUGGUCUUGAAAAUUCAAAUAUGUUUUGUAGAAACCACCAUCAAACAUAUUCUUUCUUUCACUCUUUUAAUAGAAAACCACGUCAUCUUCAUAUUUUAUACUCAAAGAGGGAGUGAAAUUAGGUUUUAAAAAAGUUUUCUAAUUCCCGAAGGAUUUGGAGCCUGAUCAAUCGUUGCAUUAGCGCUUAGUGAUUUCAGUCUACAAGGUGUAUGCGCUCUGCGUAAAGAAAAUCACAUAUUAUUCUAUGUCUUUAAAAAGAUACCAUAAAGAGUCCAUAAAAUUUUGCUAUGGAUACGGAUCAUGUUGAACAUUUCAUGAGGAGCAGUGGUAAACGGACAGGUACGAAGUUGUAUGAAUGGACAUGGCAAGGGUUUUAAAAAUCUCACAAUUGGAAACUCUUUUAAAACCUAGUUAUACUCCUUCUUCGAGUAUAAAAUAUAAAGGUGACGUGGUUUUCUAUCAAACUAGUGAAAGAAAGAAUAUGCUUGAUGGCGGUUUCUAUAAAAUAUAUUUGAAUUUUCAAGACCAUUGGAAAUCAGUGGGAAAAAUGCAUGCUACAUAAGUAGUCAUUCCUUUCCAAGUACAAUUUCUAUAAGGGAAAAAAGUGGCGCAUUUAAAAGCUGACAUCUUGCCGAGUCCGAAAUAGUAUAUGAUUAUGUCGCAGGAUAAUCAAUAUUACAACCGCGCCUAGGUAAUCAUUCCUAGUCGAAAACGCAUUUCAAAAUUUUGGACAACAUUUCACGAGAUCGGUCACUCAUUGUAGUUAUUUGCCAUACUGACAAGUACAGGUGCGACAGAUAAUUAGACAAUUGUAUAUUACUGGCUGCCUGUCGAUGGUUUGUGAAUAUUACGCGGUAAUUCCGCAGUAGCUGAUAGAUUUCAGCUCAGAUAUUCACAACAACCCUCAGCCUGCGCCUGAAAAGGCCUGUUCCGAAAAAUUUACUCCAAGUCCGCGCAUUAAUUUCCUCGGAAAUUAAACAAAGCAACAAGUACUGCGGUCCGUUUUUGGACUGAUACCCAGACGCAACAGUUUAUCUAGUAACUAUUCCCCAGAUUUGUCAAUAGCACAUAAUCACUAGAAUAUUUACUUUAAUGUGAGAAGAAAUGACGUAAGCUGGGCUGAGGAAUUCAUUGCAAUAUGGUAUACGUUCAGAGCAAAUCGUACUCGGAACGUCAAUGUCUGUGAUUGGGAAUGUUUUCAACUUCCUGCUUGACUUUGUAGCACGUGACACUUACAUUGGCUCUGGAUAUGUACACUAAUUUCAUUAGCAUCUCACAUAAUAUUCUCUGAAAGUUCGUAUGUUAUGGGUUUCUUCCUAAAAUGCACGUCUUUAGUGCAAUCUAAUAGUCACAGGUUCAUUUAGGUGCUUAACAAGGCUUGCAGAGCAGUUCACUAAUAUUUCGAUUGGUUUUGGUCUUUAGUAGACCUGUUUUCCUAGGGCUUUCUUCCAGUGAAGUUAUCUACCGUGUGUUCUGUAAGUCUCGGGAAUAAUCUUAAACGCAGACUUGGCUUUAAUGCCUGUUAAAAUUGUUUUAACAGCCCACGUUUCAUGUAAUUUCAUGUAUUACACUUCCUGACUUGGUAAUGUCCAGAAGGAAUCAGUUUGAACUGAGUUCCGAGCUGCGAAAUCAUUGUCCACAAACUUGACAUUAUAUUUAUCCGCUGCAACUGAUAUAGGUCAACAUAUUCGCAUAUACUCCGUCAAGAACCGGUAUGCCCCAUUCUGUGGCUCAAAGUUAGACUGGCCCCAUAGCUCAUUCGUUUUCUACUCCCUCUUUUCUAAUUAAAAACUAUAUUUGAAACACUCAGUCGAUACUUUAUAAGUUCUUUAAGGCUACUGUUGACUAUGCAUUCAACUUGCCCUCCCCCAAUUCCAGAUAAUAUGUGCAAAAUAAAUGAAAUCAGAUAAGAUGUGUCUUAAUGAUUAUGACUCUCCUUGGUUCGCAGCCACUCAUAAUGAUUCUGGACUCAGAUGGACCCAGCAUCCACAGUACAAGCUGUAACCAGCGAGGCUUUAGUCUUUUCACUUCCCGUUGUAUAAGUCACAAUGCGGUUUCUUGUUUAGCAAUUUAUAGGCUGUUUGGGAAAAUGGCGUGUCUGUCUAUUGAAUGUCACCGUACUUCUACCAGAAUCUUUAGGGCGCCCUGACGCCGAACUUCGUGAAUGGGUCCCAAAUGCAUUUUGGCGCAAUUUUUUGCCUUUACUCAGAAUUCAAUUUGCAAAAUAUGUUACAACUGGAGAUUCCAUGUUAAAUCGAAAAAGCACAAGUCAGAGGGGGUGAAAAGAGCUCAGACAAAUCUGCAUAACCGCGAAGGAGUAAUGUUUCCUUAAAAUUGGCACGUUUUUUGCUUGCCAACUAGCCGUGUAUUUCUCGCAUGCUGCCAGCAAACAUGUUUUCUCAAGGUUGUUACCAAAAUCUGCAGACUUUUUUCUCAAAAUCUCCUGCCUGCUGCUUGAACGUGCUUCUGUGUUAAUUAGUUGUGCAGAUUGCAGACUCCUUUGUGAGAGGAUUCUGCGCGCAGUUAUCUCCGACCUUUGCACGGAGGAGGUUCUCGGUGGAUGCUUCGAUGUCCCGGAUUCUUCAGAAAGACCUAGCAGCGACUGAUUCUUUGGACGCAAAGACUGGUCACGGAAUUGUCCUUACGGUUUGUUUAGUUGACAGAUUUAUUUCCCGAGUGUUUUUUAUGUAUCAUACGGAAUCGUCCAAUCUGGCCUCCAGUUCUCCUGACGGAGUCUUGCCACUAGGCCUUAAUUGGGUGAGAGUGCGACAGAUGCUGCUCAAGUCGGCUCUCACCAUAAACUAAUUCGUUCUCGAAUCACCCUCCCUACACCCGUCAUGCUGCAGGACACACGGCAGACAUUCUCGUUCGCGAUGGUCCAGAUAGCAUUUUUCGUUCAAGCUAUCACUUCCACCUUUUAUUUUACCCUUCGAGCACACAUUCAUUCGACCAUGAGGGCCUAAAUCUCUUACUCCGAGGAAGAGUCAAAGAAGGCAAAUCGUUUCUUAUCAUCAGCUCAGAUCUGGCAAAAGUCAUCACACUAGUUAUGCAUAACUUGGUCUGCAGUGGGAAUACAUUCUAGUCGCGUUCGACAAUAGCCAGUCUAUGAUGUGCAUAUUAAUAUGCUGAAGUAAAGUUCGAGGCUCGGGUGUUCCACACUUCGGGCUUGGGUAUGGCUGGCUGACGACGGCUAAUAAGCCAGAAAUGGCCAUUCCAGUCUCCCUUGUCUUUGUCGGUAAUACUAUUCUGCCUAUAUAUCAUGCGCCGCUGUGCGGCUGCUGGUUGGGCUCGAGAGAGAGCCCUUAAGGCACAACGGAACGAGUGAGUUCCGUAUGAACGAUCGGUCAGCGCCCCCUACCAAAGUCGCUUCACUUGAAAGCUAAUUUAGAGGCAGAGAUUUCUAUUCUGAGGAGCUUUUGUUUAUUUCUUUGAAAUUCCGGACUUGCACUCCUUCCUAACAUAAGGCCGUAUCUGUUUUUGUUUCUGAUGAUGAGUUGGAGCAGGAAUCCGAAACGUCAGGCGAAUAAAGCUCUUGUCCUAGCGGUCGUGUCUCCUUCCUCAUAUGGCCACUUAUUCUGAGCCUGCCAGCUAAUGCAGGGGCCUGAUUUCACCUAGGGUGGCGACUUAUGGCCUGAUAUUCGAGUGCGCUGUCUACCUAAGGGGCAGUUGGUUUUUCAAACAGAAUAUUGUUACCGAAAAAGACGAGGGAGAGUGUCUGCCUGCCUGUACGGCUUCUGGGGGUGGGGAGGCUCCGAGAGAGGGUCCCCAAGACACAACGGAACGAAUGAGUUCCUUAACAAGUUGGACGAGAACCCAUCUACCGACUAGUUUUGCGUCUGUAUUCAAUAACUGCAACGGUCCACCAAGUAGAGGGUGUAUCGACAACGCUGCGGGUUACGGCACCGAUCCGGAUUCGUUUCCGCCUUCAUUCAGCCAAUCGCAACCGUGAUCAGCAUUUGGGACCAGCAACAUAAACAGGAACGCCAACACAGUGCAGAUGGUUCACAUACUACACCAGUGCUGCAUAAAUGGUAGGGGACGCUCACCGAUCGUUCUUACGGAACUCACUCGUUGCGUUGUACCCUACGGGCUCUCUCUCGAACCCAAAAGGCAGCCGCACAGCGGCGCAUGAUAUAGGCAGAAUUUUAUUACUGACAAAGACAGGGGAGUUCCGUAAAAACGAUCGGUGGGCGUCCCUCCACCAUUGUAUAUUCCCGAUCAAAACCGAAAGGACGACAAGCCCGUAGCUCAGUGGUUAGAGGCGUUGGAACCCCAGGUAUUCCACACUUCGGCGUUGGGCAUGACUGGCUGACGACGGCUAAUAAGCCAGAAAUGGCCAUCCCAGUCUUUGUCGGUAAUAACAUAGUGUUGCAUCAAUCUGUUCCUGUCUCCGUCGGUUGACCUUCUGCUUAAUCUAGUUCGGAAUGAUUGGUUGUUACCUGUUCGGGACCUCAACUACCCAUUGAGCAAAGCCAAUGGGUCGAUGCGUGCCAAUCCCUGUAUGAGUCCAGGAGGUGAAUUCAAACAUGCCCACGUUGGGCAUCCAGUAGAACGCAAGUUGUGGUAAUUUGGAUCGACGUCUCACUUCUGCCUUGAACUUCCUUGUUUGCGCUGCUAGUUUACACUCGCCUGCCCUGCAUAAUUUCACGAACAUUCAUCCCACUCGUUGAAAUAAUUCACUCAGUUUGAUUGAAUAAGAUUCUGCAGCGAAGCAUGAAGUCAGGCCCUUGGACAACUCUCGGACCCAGGCCGGUCGUUAAGUCUGUGUCAGUAAAGGAGUAGUUUCCUUUUGGGUCUCAUGCUCUGCGCUGCCUGGGCUGAAUACGUUUUCGACUUAAAACUUUAUUGCCUGAAAGCCGCGUGUUUAUCUCCUCACUCUAUUCGAUUGGCUGAAAAACCGGUCUACUAAAAUGCACUCGAAGAUGCAGGUCUCCAGGUUUUCAAACAUGAUUUAAUUGUUCGUUCUUUUCCUCCGAUUUACUUAUCGUGCACGGAAAAGCUUCAGGCGCCUUGUUUGUUUGCCAAUUAGGCCGAGAGAAACUAAGGUGAACCGCUUCAGGUUUGUCCGUCGUUAUCAGUCAGCCAUAAUAGACCGGAGAUCGGGGAGCAUGCAGUUCAAAUCCGGACCACUUGGUCAUCUGCUAGAACACUGUUUCCUUGCAUCACGGAAUCACGCGUGCGGCAUCUUCUGUCUGUUUACUCGGAAGAUAUAUUUUCCCAGUAUUAUGAUAAGAAACUGCAAAAACUCUAAUUUACCAGCAAAAUAGGCAACCCAGUGUGUGUCCAUUAUAAUGUUGGUCGUAAAUAAAACACUUAUUACAGCACCCAGGACUCUCGCGGUCUGGGGACACGCAUCCGUAGAAUAAGACACUUUCGUCGAAGGGAAUUUAUUUCAUUUAACCCUUUGGGAUAUCUGCAAAAGUUUGAACAACACAACACAGGAUUGCUUUUCUGUGGUUUUUUGCAUGAAUGGGAUUGAUUUCAUGGAUGCUCGCUUGUAAAACAGCUUUACGUUCCGCAACCAAAGCCAAAGCGACGUACAGACUAGGCUUUCUGGCAUUUGUCCCCGAAUGCGCUAGUCAACGUAUCCUCGGUUUUUCGCUAAUAUUAACUUUUUAUUUCUUUUCAGUCGUCCUUAUCUCAGCGCUUCUCAAUAGAAGUUCGUGUCGCAAACGACUUUUCUAAUAUGACGCACUGUACUCCAACCAUUUUGUGGAGCCUCCAAUUUGAAUGUGUACCCUGUUUUAUCUAA